Molecule: messenger RNA, 492 nt
Organism: Musa acuminata subsp. malaccensis (wild Malaysian banana)
Lineage: Eukaryota; Viridiplantae; Streptophyta; Magnoliopsida; Zingiberales; Musaceae
Product: monothiol glutaredoxin-S2-like
Source: RefSeq, a predicted model, not a curated record
CACCGUCGCCUCCGCCUCAUAUAAUUUUGCCUGCCUUGUCUCUGAUGAUAUAAACGCAACUUCUCGUCCCUCUUCAUCAAGUAUCAGCGAGCUCGAUGCAGGGGGCGCUAACGAUCGAUGGGGACGAGGCGCCGGAGAGGAGGAUGGAGCGGAUGAUAAGGGAGAGCCCGGUGGUGGUGUUCAGCCGGCGGGGAUGCUACACGUGUGACGUGAUCCUAAGGCUGCUGGCGGUGGUGGGGACGCACGCGACGGUGAUCGUGCUGGAGGACGGGGAGGCGGGGCCAGCGGCUCUGCCCGCGCUCUUCAUCGGCGGCGCGGCCGUCGGCGGCUUCGAGGGGCUCGUGGCGCUCCACCUCGGCGGCCGCCUCGUGCCGCGCCUUCGAGAGGCCGGCGCCUGACUCGCCCCAUAGGCCGCCGAGGUCAAUAUUGUAAUAUUAUCUCCAUUUGCCCCGCUCGAUAUGGCGACCGUCUAUGAAUGCAUUUAACUUGUUA